Pelmatolapia mariae (spotted tilapia) is the source of this 588-nucleotide messenger RNA. RefSeq names its product lin-28 homolog Aa (gene lin28aa). Gene Ontology annotation, molecular function: mRNA binding; zinc ion binding. The record is from RefSeq and is a predicted model, not a curated record. Gene Ontology annotation, cellular component: nucleus; cytoplasm. The transcript has 4 exons. The coding region runs from base 1 to 588 and encodes 195 amino acids. Gene Ontology annotation, biological process: pre-miRNA processing. NCBI's taxonomy places the organism in Eukaryota, Metazoa, Chordata, Actinopteri, Cichliformes, Cichlidae.
AUGGCAGAAGGAGUGUGUAAAACCGAGGAGGAUGAAGGACCGAGUCCCGAGGAGAAUUCAGAGUCUUUCCACGGGGUCGGUGUGUGUAAAUGGUUCAACGUCCGCAUGGGUUUCGGGUUCCUGUCCAUGACCAGCCGGGAGGGAGUGCCGCUGGACGAGCCGGUGGAUGUGUUCGUCCAUCAGAGUAAGUUGCACAUGGAAGGCUUCCGCAGCCUGAAGGAGGGCGAGGCGGUCGAGUUUACCUUCAAAAAGUCAUCCAAAGGUCUGGAGUCACAGAGAGUGACCGGACCAGGUGGCAUCCACUGCGUGGGCAGUGAGCGGAGACCCAAAGGCAAGAAGGUCCAAAAGCGGCGCUCAAAGGGGGACAGAUGCUACAACUGCGGAGGCUUAGACCACCAUGCCAAAGAGUGUAAGUUACCUCCCCAGCCAAAGAAGUGCCACUUCUGCCAAAGCAUUGACCACAUGGUUGCCAGCUGCCCAAUCAAAGCACAACAGUCUUCACCGGGUUCUCAGGGAAAACUGUUCUCCUCCAAAGGAGACGAGGAGGAGCACAGCCAGCAGGCACCACCUACCGAGACCUCUGAUUAA